AAGACAGACAUUUUUCCUUUGAAGAUCUUCAAAAUACUCAUCGUCAUCUCUUCACCUCAGCUCUCUAAUUGGUUCAACAAGUGCAGAGAACACCAUAGGUUUGAAUAUGGUGUAUACAUACACCCCAGCUUACUAUUCUUCCCUCCACGACACCAUUACCUCCCUCUGCAAAAAUAUCCUUCCUUUCUCCUUCAAGAAGAGGCGCUUACUGGCUAGCGAACAAAAGCUCUCCAAGCAGCAAUCGGAAAAUCUCAAAUGGCAGCAGGAAUCCUUCCACCGGAUUCUUAACUUGAUUGGUCUCCAGAAGGAAGGAAUUGUACCAGAAAGCGAGGUUUCGGGCUUCAGAUCUCACCUCCUUGACACACUCAUCGCGUCUCCAGCUAAUCAGGAACAGCCUCCAAUUCUCAGAGAUAAAUUGCUUUUCUUGCAGGAGCUGUUUUACGCAAAAUGCAUCUCUGAGGAGGAGUAUCAUUCUUCAAAGAGGCCUCUGUUGCAAAGACUAGCCGUUCAAGGAGCUGAGAUUGAAGCCCGAGAUGUAAUCGUUGCUGGGCAGAUCAGUAAUUCAGAAGAAGAGUGGUCAGUAAUUGAUUUGAAAGAGGACCAGUGCUUGAUGGAUCAGGAAAGCUUGCCUCUGAAAAACAAGCCCAAGCACAGGUCCCCAGUGAAACAGAUCAAAGGAGCUGCGUCCAUGAUCAACUUUGUCUCGCCUUAUAAAUCUGGAAAGAGUAAGGGGAAGGGGGGAACAAUGGAGAAUUUCGAUCCGAAUAUCAUUUCCACUGGCUCCUCUGCAAACGAUACAGAAAAUCCAUUCUGGAAUAUGUCAUCAAAUGAGAGUGAUACUCGAUCAAUUCUCAUGUCUGAAAGCUCACCCCUGCACCCCAUCAAGGCUGAGAAGGACAGGAUCAGCACUGAUAAGGCAAGGAAGAAACCCUUCCGUACUCUGUUUCUGAAAGAACACAAAGAGGAAAACAGAGGUGAUCCUAUGCCCGACCCUGAAGAAAGGGCAACAAAAUCAGCUAAGAAGCAAUGGGGAUUUGAUGGGUUUAAGAAAUGGAAAAGAAGUCAUUCUGAGGAUGAAACUACACCUUUAUCCCUUGGGGAGAAGUCGGAUGAGCGAGCUUCUUCAAACCAUUGCCCCUUGGUUUCCAGCCCCAUUGGGGAGGGUCCAGACACCAAACUGAUUAAGAAGAAGAUACAUUCGGAUGGAUCUGCAUCAGAUUUUUUCAUCGACAAGGUUUUGGGAGAGAACAUAAAGAAGGAGCUGUCAAGAAUCCAAGCAGAACUCUGCACCACCAACCCAAACCUUCAAUUCUCGAACGAUCAAAUAGAUGCAAUUUCAACUAGGCUACCAGUAGAUAAAGCUGACCUGAAAAAAUUCUUCCCCAAGUCAUGGUGUGAUCGAUAUGGGGAGAUCGUCCUGGAUGUAGUGAAGAAGGAAUUCAAAGAUCAUGUAGGUGAGAUGGAAAACCAGAGAAAUGUAGCCAGAGAGAAGCAAGGAAGCUCAGGGAGAUGGGUGACAUUCGAAGAUAACAAUGAGAAUUCUCAUCCAAACUUGUUUCUUUGACUCAUGGGUUGUCAUCGGUGGGAUGGCCACCCAAAAGUUUCAUUCCCAUAUUUGUUUCUUUGAUAUAUAUAUAGUGUGUGGCUCCAUUUGCCAGACGCAAUGGAUUGUCUCCAAUCUAUCUAGCAGAGUACUUAAUAAUAAUAAUUUCUUAUUUUGUGUA
Molecule: messenger RNA, 1724 nt
Organism: Telopea speciosissima
Lineage: Eukaryota; Viridiplantae; Streptophyta; Magnoliopsida; Proteales; Proteaceae
Exons: 5
Coding region: 107-1564 (485 amino acids)
Source: RefSeq, a predicted model, not a curated record